Molecule: messenger RNA, 3910 nt
Organism: Felis catus (domestic cat)
Lineage: Eukaryota; Metazoa; Chordata; Mammalia; Carnivora; Felidae
Gene: CDC50B
Product: transmembrane protein 30B
Exons: 1
Coding region: 411-1472 (353 amino acids)
Biological process (GO): phospholipid translocation
Cellular component (GO): Golgi apparatus; plasma membrane; endoplasmic reticulum
Source: RefSeq, a predicted model, not a curated record
GAGAGGCAGCCUGGGGCCGCCACUCACGUCGGCGAGGAGGAGCUGGCGGCCGGACCCACCCAGAUGGAGAGGAAACCCGAGCCGAGGACCCGCCAGGUGUGGAGACCAACGCCCGCACGGCUCACCUCCGAAGAGGCGGGGCGCGCGGCUGCCGAUUACCGGCAGGGGCGGAACCGGCCGGGAUCACCUGGGCCCAGGCGGAACUGAGGGGUCGGGUCACCGCACGAAGAACACCGAGACUCACCUGUGCGGGGACCGGAGGAGGGGCCGGCCCCCACCCUCCCCGAAGCCGGCGGAAACCUCGGCCGGGAGCGGCCCCCGGGCUCGCCCUGCGCGCUGGGGCGGCGCCCCCGCUGGCCACCUCCUAGCGGCACUCCGCCCGUCCGCGCGUCCGUCCCGGCGCGGCCGCCAUGACCUGGAGCGCCACGGCCCCGGGCGCCCACCAGCCCGACAACACUGCGUUCACGCAGCAGCGCCUCCCCGCCUGGCAGCCGCUGCUGUCGGCCAGCAUCGCGCUGCCGCUCUUCUUCUGCGCGGGCCUGGCCUUCAUCGGCCUGGGCCUGGGCCUCUUCUACUCCUCCAAUGGCAUCAAGGAGCUGGAGUACGACUACACGGGCAACCCGGGCACCGGCAACUGCUCGGCGUGCGCCCUGGCCGACCAGGGCCGCGCACCGCCGCUUCGCUGCUCGUGCGCCUGGUACUUCUCGCUGCCCGAGCUCUUCCCGGGCCCCGUGUACCUCUACUACGAGCUGACCAAUUUCUACCAAAAUAACCGGCGCUACGGAGUGUCCCGCGACGACUCGCAGCUGAGCGGGCUGCCCAGCGCGCUGCGCCACCCGGCCAACGAGUGCGCCCCCUACCAGCGCAGCGCCACCGGCCUGCCCAUCGCGCCCUGCGGCGCCAUCGCCAACAGCCUCUUCAACGACACCUUCUCGCUGUGGCACCAGCGCCGGCCCGGCGAGCCCUACGUCGAGGUGCCGCUCGAUCGCACCGGCAUCGCCUGGUGGACCGACUGCCACGUCAAGUUCCGCAACCCGCCGCUGGUGAACGGCAGUCUGGCGCUGGCUUUCCACGGCACCGCGCCCCCGCCCAACUGGCACAGGCCGGUCUACGAGCUGAGCCCCGACCCGAACAACACCGGCUUCAUCAACCAGGACUUCGUGGUGUGGAUGCGCACGGCGGCGCUGCCCACGUUCCGCAAGCUGUACGCGCGCAUCCGCCAGGGCAACUACUCGGCCGGGCUGCCGCGCGGCGCGUACCUCGUCAACAUCACCUAUAACUACCCGGUGCGAGCCUUCGGCGGCCACAAGCUCCUCGUCUUCAGUAACAUCUCGUGGAUGGGCGGCAAGAAUCCCUUCCUGGGCAUCGCCUACCUGGUCGUGGGCUCCCUGUGCAUCCUUAUGGGCUUUGUCAUGCUGGUGGUCUACAUUCGCUACCAGGACCAGAACGACGAGGAGGAGGACGAAGAAUGAUUCCGGCUACUUGCCAAACAAAACUCUGGCAGGCUUCGUAGGCUUCUGCCCCUCGAUUCCAAUCCCAAUUCCAACCUCUCCUCACUUUUCCUCCUGUUGUGAUGAGGGGACCAGAGGGAGGAAUUAUACCCACUUGCUGGGGUGUUUGGAUGGCAGAAUGAGACGAUCUUAACAAAUUCUCCCCAUCUUCACGAUUUCCCAAGUUGACCUGUUAGGUUCUUUUUGUGUGUGUGUGUGUGUGUGUGUGUGUGUGUGUGUGUGUGUGUGUGUGUGUGUGUGUGUUAGGUUCUUAAAGUCUUCGGCAUCUGAGCAUGGAAGGGACGGUGGAGAUUCCGUGUUCAACUUCUAUCUGAUGAGAAGACUGAGACCUAGAGACUUUAAAUAACUUAUUCAAGGUCACGUAGCCACUCGUUGGCUCCUGACUCUGACUCUUUUAUCACUACAACACAGUGGUUUUCUUGCGGGGAGGGGGGCUGGAGGAGAGAGUAAAGCCCUCAAAUAACUUCCAGAGGUGUGGAGGGGUGGGAAAGAAUAUAUUUGUGAAAAAUGUAGACAGAUUAGGAAGCAUUAUCCCCAGAUGCUGACACACGCAGGAGUGCACCUCCUAAAGCUGUAUUUUAACAAGCCUGUCUGGAGAUCCCUCCUGUAUUCCCUCAAAUUCUGGAAUCACUGCCCUGAACCAGGGAGCAAGUAGAAUACUGGCUGUUUCCCUGUUUUCUCAUGUGUCUGAGGAUGGGCCUGAAGCAGUCAUGUGAGCCCAGCUUUUCAGGUAGUCAUUUGUUCCCAGGGGCUGUAACAAUCAUAAUGUUUCAAGUUUGGUCUACAAUCCUGCCUUCAAUAUGGAAAACACUCCAUAAGUUGUGGAAUGAGUGAAAAAUAACUUGCUAUCUCUAGAAAUCUGGCAUAAAGAUUUGCAAAACAGGGUUUGUAUCAAUUUAUUUAAUAUUGGAGGGUUAAAGUGAAAAAAAAAAAAACACAAAACCAAACACUUUGCCAAGUACUGUGUAGAAACUUGAAAAUGCCAGGUCACUUUGUAUAGCUUGGAGUGAAUGUUUUAAACUUAGAUAGAUGGAAGGGGUCUUAGAGGGAAAAUUAUUUCCCUAAAGUCAUUCCUGUGUCUCCUGACUCCUGACUUGGUCCUCUUCAUCAUCUAAAUUAUUUUUUAUGCUUAGAGAAAAAAAGUUUUCCUUCAUGCAUAUAUUUUCCCUGGAGUCUAAGAAAAAACUUUUUUUCUCAACUGAAGCAUGUUUGUUUGUAGUAAUGGUUUAAAGGAAUGCUAAGGAAUAUAGUCCUAUAUGUUAUCUAGAAUCUUAAGAAUUGUUUGAAACUUCAAGAUAAUUUUAAAGUCUGACUACUCUAAAAUUAUCCUAAUGUAUAGAAAGUUAUUCUAAGCUAUAGAUUUAAAAAAAAAAAACCUUCUUUUUAUGGCAAAACAAAAACUCCUUAGUGAUAUCAUCUUAACCAGUUUAUUUCCUGAAAGUAAACAAUUGUCCAGUGCCUGCUCUCUAUUAAAGCUACUUUCCAGUUACUACUGUUUUUGCUCAUGCCUGUAAGGUAUUAUGAGACUUUGAUGUAUUUUUUUAAGUAGCCAAAGACUAUUGAAUUGUAUUGAAUUAUUUACAUUAAUUUUAUUAUACUCUAUUCUAGUUCUUUGAAAAUUAAUAAUUGAUGGACAGCAUGCGUGUUCACUGACCUCUGUCUCAGACCUUCUGGAACAGUUGUGAUUUAAUAUUCUGUCCCACUAUUUUACAUAAACCAAAAAAUAUUUUAGCAAUUCUCGUGUGUUGGCUUCCGAGUCCCAGAAUGUGACACAAUUUUAUUGUCAGAUUGCAUAUUGCGAUUUUAGUCUAUGAAAAUAGGAUCAUUAUAUGUAUAUAAGAUAAUUUUUAUUUAUUAUGAAUGUUUGAUCAAGCAGCUUACUAGCCUAGCUUUCUUUAUGUUGGGUAAGAGAAUUUACUACUUUCUUACUAUGUGGUCGAGAGCAACUAUGUAUUUUGCUAUCAUUUUAACAAUAUUCAGUCCAUUGCUCUAAAUUGUUUAAUGAGACCACAAAACUUAAGGGGUUCUGAUUAAAUCAAUGAGUGUGGUUCCAGGCCCUAUUCUCUGGAUUUUUGAAAGAGAACAAAGGUUAUGUUUGUCUUACCUUUGUUAUCACAUUUGCUUAAUUCUUUUGAACUAUGGUCUUAAAGGCACAAACAGUACCAACCACUUUGUUCACGUGUUAUUAGCAGGUUUUUAUUGCAGCAAGAAAAUCAUCUUUCAAAAUAAGGCUCAGAGUAAAUGCAGUCUUUCAGUGUUAACUUCCUAAAACAGAAUUUGAACUUAUAUGAACAUCAACAUGUAAUACGAAUUAGAUGAUCUUCAACUAUUACUUAAAUUUGGUAAAAUGUGGUCAAUGUAAAAAAUAAUAUGAAAUUUUAUUAAAGAAUAUGAUUGUA